Molecule: messenger RNA, 255 nt
Organism: Geosmithia morbida
Lineage: Eukaryota; Fungi; Ascomycota; Sordariomycetes; Hypocreales; Bionectriaceae
Product: TRIAP1/MDM35 family protein
Exons: 4
Coding region: 1-255 (84 amino acids)
Source: RefSeq, a predicted model, not a curated record
AUGUCUGCAUCACUGGCACCCGAAUGCAACGAAGUCAAGGAGCGCUAUGAUACGUGCUUCCUCAAGUGGUACAGUGAGAAGUAUCUCCGUGGAGUGGAAAAGGACAACAAGGAGUGCGCUGGUCUCUUUACCGAGUACCAGAAGUGCCUUGGAGUUGCCCUGAAGGCGAGGGGGAUCGACAAGUUGCUCGAAGAAGCCAGGGAGGACAACAAGGAGAAUGACGUGAGGCUCAACGCACCACCCAAGAGUGAGUAA